Eruca vesicaria subsp. sativa (arugula) is the source of this 1140-nucleotide messenger RNA. Lineage: Eukaryota; Viridiplantae; Streptophyta; Magnoliopsida; Brassicales; Brassicaceae. The record is from the annotation of a GenBank genome assembly.
AUGUCAAAUAAACUAAUGUGCGAUAGAAUCAUGCCUUGUAAGUCUAGAGGAUACGGAGGUUUUGGAUUAUCUGCCCACAUUACUGAUCACUGCAACUUGGUCCUCAAAUUCCCUGCAGGCACUAACAGCACUUGGGAUAUGAUUUGGCCUUCUCUUUUAAGAGAUCUUCCCAACUAUGUUUUGAAUCCUCUGAGAAAGAAUGGAUUGUGCAGAGCCAGGCGACAUCAUUUGUCUCUUUUGUUGACUCCCGAGCAACUUGAAGAAGCCUCUAGCACCAGUCCGAUAGGUUCCUACAAACUCAGUUACGAUGGAAUUGCUGUUGUUCUUUUGGUCUGGUUAACAGCACACCCAACUGUCAGUGAUCAUCUCAAGCUAGCGUCAUGGAAAAAAGCUGGAGGCAGGGUUAGAAACCAGUUACGACACCUACUCUGCUGGGCGUAUACAUCUACUGAUUUAGUAAGCGCCAUAAGGGUUAUCCGGAAGCUUGACAAAAAAUACAUCCCUUUGUGUCCCUGGUUUCUCUGUGACUCUGUAAACCCUGAGUUGCUUGACACCGAUCCUGAUGCUAAAAAGGGGCACGUAUGCUAUGGUAGCAUGACAGAGGAGGCACUUCGUUACAUUGAAAAAGAUGGCGUACCAAGGGAAAUCCGUGAUCACCGUGUCUUUGAUUGCAGGAAAUAUGCCCCCAGUGCUAAAAACAAGAAGUAUAGUAUCGACUCUGUCCGCACAUUUGCAAAUCUAGCUGAGGCAUUAGACCAUCUCCACAUUCAGCCAGUUGGGGCCAGUUUACUAACUUGUCGUCAUCUCUGGCGUAAGUCCAUGAAAGGCAACAUUUACUAUGGACCAUUAUCACCCAAUUCUCAAGUCAUGGGCUAUCACGGUGUAAUGAUCGUUGCUGUGGAGGAUUACAAAGGGGAGUGGGUCGCUUUGUGCAAAUUAAGUAAUGGAAGAAAAGUAGGUGACGGGGGCUAUAUUCGGGUUUCCCUUCGGGUUAUGUUCAUGGUACUUAGUGCUGAAGGUGAGGAUGGAGAACACAUCAGAGAUGAUCCAAGUCCUCAACACCUCCUUUCCAACUUUGUGUGCCCUAUAAUCCGCAAGCGGCGUGUGAAGGUAAAAGCAUUGUGUUUGAGUUUACAUUAA